GUGUCGUUGUCUUGUUUAGAUUCCAUUCUUCUGCUCUUCUUCUUCUUCAUAUACUUCGCUUCGGAGAGGGAUUGAGAGAGCGAGAGUUCGAGAGGUUGUGCUUCUCUCUUGCUUUCACUCUCUCAUCUCUCUCCCUCCUGCUUUCCCCCUUCGAAUUCUUCCUGAUAAACGAGAAAUUUCUGUGUUUUGGAGGUCUUGGACGGUUUUGAGAGCUGUAUAUUGAUCUUGGUUUCAGUUUUCUGGUUUGGAAUCGGAUGGGAUUCGAGGAGGUGAGGAGUAGUAGGGUGGAGGGAUGGGCUGGGAUCCGGAGCUUGAUUAGAAGGAAGCAGGUUGAUUCCGAUCGGCCUAGGGCUGCUGGUGGUGGCCACCAUCAGCUCGCCAAGCAUUUGUCUGUGCCUCAGCUUGUUGCCAUUGGUGUGGGAUCUACAAUUGGUGCUGGGGUCUAUGUUCUCAUUGGGACUGUUGCUCGUGAGCAUGCUGGACCAGCUUUGACCAUCUCGUUCUUAAUAGCGGGGAUAGCAGCUGCUCUUUCAGCGUUUUGCUAUGCUGAGCUUGCAAGUCGUUGCCCUUCUGCUGGAAGUGCUUAUCAUUAUUCAUACAUUUGUGUUGGAGAAGGUGUUGCUUGGUUAAUUGGGUGGGCUCUGAUUCUAGAGUAUACAAUUGGUGGAUCGGCUGUUGCACGGGGCAUAACUCCAAACUUGGCUUUAUUUUUUGGAGGUCCAGAUGGUUUGCCAGCUUUUCUAGCACGUGUUCAUAUUCCUGGGCUUGAUGUUAUUGGUGAUCCAUGUGCUGCUGUUCUUUGUUUAAUCGUCACUGCUUUGCUCUGUUUGGGAAUCAAGGAGAGUUCGUUUGUACAAGGCAUUGUCACCACUGCAAAUGCAUUUGUAAUGGUGUUUGUCAUCAUAGCUGGUGGGUACAUUGGCUUUCAGACUGGAUGGGUUGGAUAUGCAGUUUCUAGCGGUUACUUUCCAUAUGGGGUAAAUGGGGUGCUUGCUGGAUCGGCAACUGUCUUCUUUGCCUACAUUGGCUUUGAUUCGGUUGCUAGCACUGCUGAAGAGGUUAAGAAUCCUCAAAGAGAUUUGCCAAUGGGUAUAGGGAUGGCAUUGUCCAUUUGUUGCUUGUUGUACAUGAUGGUCUCUGCUGUCGUUGUUGGCUUAGUGCCAUAUUUUGCAAUGGAUCCAGACACCCCGAUUUCAACUGCAUUUUCCAGAAAUGGAAUGCAGUGGGCAGUGUAUAUUGUCACAUCUGGAGCAGUGCUUGCCCUUUGCUCGACCUUGCUGGGCUCACUGCUUCCACAGCCUAGAAUACUGAUGGCUAUGGCUAGAGAUGGAUUAUUGCCAUCUUUCUUCUCAGAUGUGAACAGACGCACCCAAGUUCCUGUCAAGAGCACCAUUUUGACUGGAAUUAUGGCAGCAGCCCUGGCUUUCUUUAUGGAUGUUUCACAAUUGGCAGGAAUGGUCAGUGUGGGUACACUCCUUGCUUUCACCAUUGUUGCAAUAUCUAUUUUGAUACUCAGAUAUGUACCCCCAGAUGAGGUGCCAUUGCCAUCAUCACUGCAAGAAUCGAUUGACUCAGUGUCAUUUUACUAUAAUUCUCAAGAGGAAGAUGGCAAAUGUUCAAAAGAUGACAAAUCUCUUGUAGAUGAUGUUGAAGCUUCUUCUAUGAGCCCUCUUGUUAUAAAGGAAUUAAACCACGAAAAAUUAAAUGAGCAAACUAGGCGAAAAAGAGCUGCUUGGAGUAUCGCUUCUGUCUGCAUAGGGGUUCUCAUCCUCACUACUUCAGCUUCAUCUGCAUUCUUGCCCACCUAUCCUAGGUACUUUGCAUGUUUUAUUGGUGGAUUGUUCCUCUUGAGUGGCCUGGUUGUGCUCUCCUUGAUCGAUCAAGACGAUGCCCGUCACAAUUUCGGGCAUACUGGAGGAUUCAUCUGCCCAUUUGUUCCACUCCUCCCCAUUUGUUGCAUCCUCAUAAAUUCAUAUUUACUGGUAAAUCUUGGUUCCGGUACAUGGGCUCGUGUUUCAAUAUGGCUUCUGAUCGGAGUCUUUGUAUACUUAUUCUACGGGCGGAGGCAUAGCUCACUAAGAGAUGUGAUUUAUGUUUCCACGGCACACGCAGAUGCGGUAUACAAGACUUCAGCUUAUGUCGCAUAGCAAGAUAAAAGAAUUUGCAAAAUGCUUCAAUCUGUUCUUAAGGAAUGCCUGUCUCAGAGAUUUCAUUGUUUGUGAAAUCACCAUUUGCCAGUGAGACAAAUGCUUUGUAUAUAAAAAUCACUGGCGUCAUUUGCUGCUGCAUCUAAUGUUGGAAAGAUGUGAUUUCAUACAUACAUACAUAUAUAUAUAUCUAGCUUGAGGAAGUUAUUAACAUAGAAAGCUAGCUGAAAACAUCAUGUUUUUAGCUGAAGAACCUUUAGUUCAACAAUUCAGUAUUGUACUAUGUAUUGUCACUUUGCAAUUUAAGAUAUUGAAUCACUCAAUCAGGGAUAUUGCAGUAGCAUCAAGCUUGAA
Molecule: messenger RNA, 2501 nt
Organism: Dioscorea cayenensis subsp. rotundata (Guinea yam)
Lineage: Eukaryota; Viridiplantae; Streptophyta; Magnoliopsida; Dioscoreales; Dioscoreaceae
Product: cationic amino acid transporter 2, vacuolar-like
Exons: 14
Coding region: 255-2147 (630 amino acids)
Biological process (GO): amino acid transport; transmembrane transport
Cellular component (GO): membrane
Molecular function (GO): amino acid transmembrane transporter activity
Source: RefSeq, a predicted model, not a curated record